This is a messenger RNA of Hypomesus transpacificus, 2089 nucleotides long. RefSeq names its product reticulon-4-interacting protein 1 homolog, mitochondrial-like. The transcript is spliced from 9 exons. Gene Ontology annotation, cellular component: mitochondrion. Gene Ontology annotation, molecular function: oxidoreductase activity; zinc ion binding. Bases 357 to 1646 code for a protein of 429 amino acids. The record is from RefSeq and is a predicted model, not a curated record. NCBI's taxonomy places the organism in Eukaryota, Metazoa, Chordata, Actinopteri, Osmeriformes, Osmeridae.
GUCAGAGGGUGCUGUGAAUGUUAUGUAGUCGGGAAUAUGUGGUGUGGACAAUGUUAUUAAUCGAGAUAUGCGGCUAUUUAAUUGAUACAUUCGCAACAUAAUUCGUAUUUGCUGGUCAAUGUGUCUUUGCUUCGAGACUUAUAUAAUAGCACAGCUAUUUGAAGAAAACAUUUUGCUGUAAUUUUUCUCCUGCAUGUGCAGGUAAUUACUUUAGGGUGACUCGUAGCUAGCAGUAGCUUCCUAACCGCUGCAUUUAGCAGACUUGUCACUUGUUAGUGAUAGGUCUGUUGACAUUUAGUCAGUUAGGUAGUCUGCCAAUUUGAUAGACGCAACAGCAACUGCACGCUAUUAACAAAAUGGGCUGUCUCAAAGCAACUAGACUAGCCUUGUCCUACGCUAGGACACUAAGCUUGUGCAAAACAUCAGCUGGUGUAGGAAACAUGAGUUCUGGCUAUCUCAGAAGAAGUCUCAGUUCCUGUUCGAGACUGCAAAGCAGUAUGUCUGCUUGGGUGAUUGACCAGUAUGGCACGAAUGGGGUUCUAAGUUUCACUGAAGAGUACACAACUCCUAGUGUACAUUUUGACAGUGAGGUUUUAAUUCAGAUCCAUGCUGCAAGUCUCAACCCUCUUGACAUAUCCAUGAGGGGGGGGUAUGGGGCCACAAUCCUGAAACUGCGACGAGACCCUUUGAGCCUGGUUAAACAAGGCAGCUCUGAGUUUCCAAUUGUAUUGGGUCGUGACCUAUCUGGUGUGGUGGUGGACUGUGGGUCUGGGGUGACACACUUUAAACCAGGAGAUGAGGUGUGGGCAGCAAUUCCACCAUGGAAACAAGGUAGCCUUGCAGAGUUUGUGACUCUAACAGAACAUGAGGUCUCACACAAACCAAGAUCACUGAGUCACACAGAGGCAGCAUCCAUCCCCUAUGUGGCUGCGACGGCCUUGUCUGCCCUUGUCAAUGCCGCUGGCCUCUGCAGAGACAACUGCAAUGACAAACGAGUCCUGAUCAUUGGAGGGUCAGGAGGUGUUGGGACAUUUUCUAUCCAGUUAUUGAAAGCCUGGGGUGCACAUGUGACUGUUACCUGUUCCCACAAUGCUGAGGGGCUUGUGCGAGGUCUGGGCGCGGACGAGGUGGUGGACUACACAGCCGGAGAUGUAGAAGGACGGCUGAAUCUGAUGAACAAGUUCGAUGUGGUCCUGGACAACGUGGGAGGAAACACAGAGCAGUGGGCCGUGGGUCUGCUCAAGCCCUGGAGCGGUGCCAAGUUCGUCACCCUGGUCUCCCCCUUCCUGAUGAACACAGACUCCAUGGGCCUACUGGACGGAGCCAUGCGCUCAGGGCUCACUUUCCACGACAAGGCCACACAGAACAUCUUGUGUAACGGGGUAUUCUACCGCUGGGCUUUCUAUGCUCCUGAUGGUCCUGCUCUCGACCAAAUCACUGAGCUGGUGGACGCCGGAAAGAUCUUGCCGGUGGUGGAGGCUCGCUUCUCGUUCUCCCACGUGCCCCAGGCCUUCUUGAAGGUGGAGCAAGGUCACGCCAGGGGCAAGACGGUGGUGAUGCUGGUGGAGGAGGUGGAGCACGCCCAUGGCGACACCCCAGAAACGCCAAAGGAAGUCGGGCAGCACAGAAAAGUCAAGUCAUUGUGAUAAAGCACCAGUAUAUCACAAAUGGAAUGUCUUCCCUAGUUGCCCGAAUGGAACUCGUCCAUGAAUUUUACAGAAAUACAGGGAUUUUAAAUGCACGUGGGAAGAGAAAUAUUUGUGAUAAAGACACUCGACUGCUAUAGAGUAUUUUAUGUUUUACUUGAAAUUAAAAGGCACCUACAUAGGGGAACUUUGAUAAACCUCUAUACAAUUAUAUCAUGUAUUUACUGUACAUGUAGCAAUCUUUACGUUAUUUUUAGCAAUUGAGAAGUUUAUAUCUGUGGUUGAGUGAUUAAUGUUGUAUAAGUCAACCUGAUAUCUCCAUGGUUGUUUUUGAUAUUUGUCACAACAAAUUAUACAAACACUCAAUGCAUGACGUGAAUUAAUUGGUACCCUGGUAUGAAAUAUUUAUUUAUUAAUCAAAAAUAAUACAGUUGUUUAUUGCA